Molecule: messenger RNA, 743 nt
Organism: Hibiscus syriacus
Lineage: Eukaryota; Viridiplantae; Streptophyta; Magnoliopsida; Malvales; Malvaceae
Product: cell number regulator 2-like
Exons: 5
Coding region: 60-506 (148 amino acids)
Source: RefSeq, a predicted model, not a curated record
AUAUCUUCUGUUUAGCAUUCCUUCAAGCCCUAUAGUGGGAUAAAAGGAUACGUAAGAAAAUGUCAAGCUCCAAACAUGGCGCAGAGUGGUCCACUGGUCUUUGCGACUGCUUCUCUGAUGUUUCACUCUGCUGCUUGACAACCUUCUGCCCCUGUAUUACUUUCGGUAGGAAUUCUUCCAUUAUAAGCAAAGGAAGUCUUUCAUUUUGCGAAAGCUGUCUACUGUAUGUUUUAGUACAUCAUGUACUUGGUCUUUUCCCAUCGGUGCUGUGUGGCUGCUUCUAUCGUAGGAAGAUGAGGGAGGAAUUUGGGUUGAAACAAAGCCCUUGCAACGAAUUUUGCGUUCACUGUUUCUGUCACUACUGUGCCUUGUGCCAGGAGUAUCGAGAGCUCAGAAAUCAAGGAUUCGACAUGAAACUAGGAUGGGAUGAGAAUGUAGAGCGUAGGCAAAAAAGUGACCGUGGCAUAACGAUGGCGCCGGAAACCGAAGGAGGGAUGAAAAGGUGACUUUCAUCGUUUGCAGUUACUUGUGUGUGUGUGUCGGAACUCUCCAGAAUUCGCCGGUGUUUAUAAAGUGAUCGUUGUCUUCGCAUGCAUUUGAUUCUCUUUUGUGUGUUGUGUUUCCCUUGCAGUACUUCAUUUGCAUGUUUCCGAUUUUGACUCAAAUCUGUGUAUGUGGCAUAAAGUUUGUGUUACAUGUGUGCCUAUUAUCUAUGAAUAAAGUUCGAGUCAAAUUCACAAUCA